Molecule: messenger RNA, 974 nt
Organism: Miniopterus natalensis
Lineage: Eukaryota; Metazoa; Chordata; Mammalia; Chiroptera; Miniopteridae
Gene: KCNMB4
Product: potassium calcium-activated channel subfamily M regulatory beta subunit 4
Biological process (GO): detection of calcium ion; potassium ion transport
Cellular component (GO): voltage-gated potassium channel complex; membrane
Molecular function (GO): potassium channel regulator activity; calcium-activated potassium channel activity
Source: RefSeq, a predicted model, not a curated record
AUCCGGCUCGGCUUGUUCCUCAUCAUCUCGGGCGUCGUGCUGCUCUUCAUCUUCGGCUUCUGCUGGCUCAGCCCCGCGCUGCAGGACCUGCAAGCCACGGCGGCCAACUGCACGGUGCUGUCGGUGCAGCAGCCGGGCGAGGUGUUCGAGUGCACCUUCAGCUGCGGCGCCGACUGCCGGGGCACCGCGCAGUACCCCUGCGUGCAGGUCUACGUGAACAACUCCGAGUCCAACGCCAGGGCGCUGCUGCACAGCGACGAGCACCAGCUGCUCACCAACCCCAAGUGCUCCUAUAUCCCACCUUGUAAGAGAGAAAAUCAGAAGAACUUGGAAAGUGUCAUGAAUUGGCAGCAGUACUGGAAAGAUGAGAUUGGUUCCCAGCCAUUUACUUGCUAUUUUAACCAAUUUCAAAGACCAGAUGACGUGCUCCUGCAUCGCACACAUGAUGAGAUUGUCCUCCUGCACUGCUUCCUCUGGCCCCUGGUGACAUUUGUGGUGGGUGUUCUCAUUGUGGUCCUGACCAUCUGUGCCAAGAGCCUGGCUGUCAAGGCAGAAGCCAUGAAGAAGCGCAAGUUCUCUUAGAGGGGCGUAGACAUGUGGAAAGCAAAGCACAGAAGCUGCACCUACGUGCACACAUCUACCUGUGGAGCCUGUUUCCGGCACAGGAGAUGGAAGGGGCUCUGCGAGGUCUCUGAGAGGCUCCUCCCUCGAUGGCAGCAACAGGCACAGCUGGAAGGCUUGGAGCCUCAUGGACGGGAUUGUGUGUCGUAGCAUUGGCUAAAGGGUCAAGCUCUUAGCUGUAUGGAGUAAAUUUCAGAAAAUCCGAUAAAAUGUUAAUUUUUUUUGGAAAGUAACAGUGUAUAAUUGUACAGUGUAGUAUACAAAUCAUUAUGAUUUAUGGUAUUUAAAAAUAUUAAAAGAGCGUGGUCUGUGUUUUUUUCUAUUUUCUUUUUUAUCCUUAAAACACCAGGGUU